AUGAAAAUGGAGAGAAGUCUCUAUCUAAAUGGCAAACCAUUGAUUAAUCCUCCAUUGACAAUUGAAGAACAAUUGAACGAGAGACUCGAUAGAACAGGAUACAAAAUUGAUGAUUUAAAUAGAUUGAAUGAAAAACCAGUUUUACAAAUAGUACUUAUUUAAUUUAUGGACUAGAUAGAUCUUGAUGGUCUUACUUCCGGUUACUUGAAUAACAAUCCAGUAUUUUAAAUGUUGAAACAGUAAUUAAUGAAUUGGAAUGAAAAGGUGACACUUCAUAGAGCUGAACAAAUCAAAUUAUAAGAUCCUUUAGUUUCUGACAAUCUCUAUAGAUAACUCAAGAAUUCCCUACUAGAAGUGGUUAGUACAAGGAACAAAAUAUAACAAUAAGAUUUCCUAAAAAAAGUAUCUAACUGGUUCUUUUCUUAAUUACCAAAAUCUUAAACUGCUUCAUUAAAAUAAUCUCUCCUAGAGAAAAAGGACUCGACUCUCCACUUUAUUCCCAAUAUAUACAAUGAAAAUUUGUAUGCUUCUGUCAUUGAAGAUUAUACUCUUAAAUUUAGAUCAGUUCAUCCUGAAUUUGAUCCCCCUGAAGAUAGGGUUAAAAGCUAUCAAAGAAAAAACCUACUAUCAGAUACUAGUACUCGUCCUGGAACUACUCCAGGAGUCUUAGGAAUUUCACAAUUUACUAGACCUCAAACUUCUCAAACUUCUUACAAAAUGAUUGAUUAAGUUGAAAAACUCUCGAGACCUAAAACCAAUCAGUAACAUUCACUUCCCAAAUAAUAAUAAUCUUGGAUGUAUGACCCGACAUUUCCAGUCUUCUAAACUAACGAAGAUUAAUAAUCCAAGUCAACCAGAAGGUAAAUUCAAAGAGAAGAGUCACCUCUGAAAGCAGAUAAACCAACCGACAGAGAUAAAUUAGAUUAAAUAGAAGGAAUCGAAUAAGAACCAGAUGAAGAUGAAGAUUAAUCUCCGGAUAAAUUAGAGGAGUCAAACAAAAAUUUGGCUUCUGACUAAGAAAUUUAGCCAGCAAAAAAGAAAAAAAAAGAAAGACCUGAUAAAUAUAUUAGUAUUGCUCCUACAAAUAAAACCUAUAAGACUGAUCUUGAGACAUAAAAUGCUUACUAAAUUGGAUAAAAUAGUAGAUUAGGAGAAUUUUAAGGGACAUUUCAUCAAUAUGACCCUACUCAAAUUGAAGAUAAAAUGGUUGCGGCCAGACUUAAUUAAUAUUAUACUGAACAAAGAGUCAAAGACGUCAGAGAAUAGAGAGAAGAUAUAGAGAUGGUUUAAUCAAUGAAAAACUGGUCAACUAAUAAAAGUAGAAUUGAUGAAAUGGUACUUCAAUCUGAAUAUUUAACUGCCAUGGGAUCGCAAUAUCCAAAUGUUGGAAUUAAAAUCUCGGAAUUAUAUGAAUCAAAAAAAAUGGAUUUGGCAGAAGAAAAAGCCUAUGCAAAUUAUCUUAACAAAUCUUCUUUACCAAAAGCUAGAAUGGUAUAAAGUGCUGUGCCUAUGGCAAAGAUAGUUUCAAACACUGUCAUACCGACAUAAGUUGAGGAAGAGGCAGAAGAUUUUUAAAGCAAAUAAGCUGAUCUUGAAAAAUAAAUUAAUUCAUAACGACUUCACUUGUUGAAAAUGUCAAGAGGAGCCUGUCUGCCAGGUGGACUUAUAAAUAAUCCUAAUCAAGAAACUAUUUAAAGUAACAGGGUUAUGUCUUCUAGUUGUUUUAAGAGUGCUUAACCUAAAAGAUAAUUUAGUUCUGUUUUAAAAACACAUAGUAUUAAAUAAGAAUUAGAUUCGCAAAUUGGAGAAAUAAAGCAAAUAAAGAAUAGAUUAGCAUCCGCUAAUAAAUUUGUUCCAAUCAAUAUUCUUCAGAAAUCUAUUUUGAUUCCUUAAGGACAUACCAAUCCUUAUAAAGUUCCUCUUCCAAAACCAGGAAUUCUCUUAGCAAACCUUCCAGUUGAUACAAAAUAAAGGAAAGGUAAAAAAAAGAAGACAUAAAAAUGA
Messenger RNA from Paramecium tetraurelia, 2004 nucleotides. RefSeq lists its product as uncharacterized. The record is from RefSeq and is a predicted model, not a curated record. Lineage: Eukaryota; Ciliophora; Oligohymenophorea; Peniculida; Parameciidae. The transcript is spliced from 4 exons.